This is a messenger RNA of Dermacentor silvarum, 619 nucleotides long. RefSeq lists its product as uncharacterized. The record is from RefSeq and is a predicted model, not a curated record. The coding region runs from base 134 to 619 and encodes 161 amino acids. Lineage: Eukaryota; Metazoa; Arthropoda; Arachnida; Ixodida; Ixodidae. The transcript is spliced from 3 exons.
GGCGGGGGCCUUUCUUCUGCACGGCGGCAGGCCCCCCUACUUCUGUCUUUGCGGGCCGGCUGCGUCUGUUCGUCGCCGGUCGUGUGUGCGCGCGCGCGGCAGCCGCGUGUCCCAACGGUGACUUGGCGUCAUUAUGUGCCCGACCUGUUGGAUUCGUAUCGGUCGCCUGCUCCACUGCACGAUGACGCUGCUCACUCUCGGAGUAUCGCCGCUGGUGGGCCUGCAGCCUCUCGAGCCACCACGCAAAGUGACGGUGCUGCUGACGGAGGGAGCGACCGCCGACCUGCCCUGCGACCUGGGACCGCGCUCAGACCCGGCGGUCAAGGUCUGGUGGCACCGGGCUGACGACCCGACCACGGCGCUCUACACGCUCGACCCGCCUCCAGGGCGCCGCGGAAACCUGAUGCAGGCGCGCCACUCGGUCGCUGAGCCGCUGCGGGGACGCGCCCACUUCUCGGCCGUGCGCAGGCCCGCACUGCUGGCCAUCUCGGCACUACGCUACGAGGACCACGGCCUCUACGUGUGCAAUGUCGAGUACAAGCACGGCAGCCGCAGGAGCUACGACGUCGAGCUCCACAUCGUCGCCAUCAAGCGACACGAACCUAGGACAGCCGCUUAG